AGUGGGUCGCACGGUCGGUUUAUUGCCGGGUGUGCACUCUCCGGCAUGCGCGAGGUUUAAACGAUGAAUAUUAUUAGUGUUGGUUUAGAAGUAGAAUCUUAGCUUACAUAAUUACUAAAACACUAAUGUGAAUACAGAUCGAGUUUUUUGAUAGAAUUAUUUUUACCUGACCACUGAUAAAGCAAUAAGUGCAAGCUGAAUCGCCGCCCUUGCGUACCUACCUAACUAGUUUGGCGUUUUUGUGUUUACACUGCGAAAUACAUGAAUUUCUAAUAGUUUUCCUUGUUUUAAUUUAUUCAAGCAGGAAUGUCGCGAAGGCGGUUGAUAGCGGCCGGCACGGCGGGGGUGGCGGGGGUGGCGGGCGCCGCCCUGGCGGCUUGGACGCUGGUCGCUGACGAUGCCACACCGGCAUGGUACAAACCGGCAGUGGUGGCUAAGACAGAACGCAAAAAGCGUCCGUUGCCAUCACGCGCGGAGCAGGUGGCUAACCUGCAGGCGGGACACACGUACGACGUGCUUAUCAUUGGAGGCGGCGCCACCGGCGCAGGAUGCGCGCUCGAUGCCACUACAAGAGGUCUACGCACGGCGCUGGUGGAGCGGGAUGACUUCGCCAGCGGCACAUCGAGUAGAAGUACGAAACUGAUUCACGGAGGCGUCCGAUAUCUACAGAAGGCUAUCAUGCAAUUGGACUACGACCAGUACAAGAUGGUAAAGGAGGCGCUGCACGAGCGCGCUAACAUGCUCGAGGUGGCGCCACACCUCACGCGCCCGCUGCCCAUCCUUCUACCGGUUUAUAAAUGGUGGCAAGUUCCAUACUACUGGUUCGGAAUAAAGAUGUACGAUUUCGUAGCGGGCGACAGGAACGUAAAGAGCUCCUACUACUUAUCGAAAAAGAAUACUCUAGAAUUAUUUCCCAUGUUGAAGUCGGACAAUCUGUGCGGCGGCAUCGUAUAUUACGACGGUCAGCAGGACGACGCGCGCAUGAACCUCGCGAUAGCGCUGACGGCGGCGCGCCACGGGGCCACCAUCGCCAACCAUGUGGCCUGCGUGCAGCUGCACCGCAGCGGCGGCCGUCUGUGCGGGGCGCGGCUGCGGGAUGAAAUGUCCGGGAAGGAGUGGGACGUGAAAGCGAGGUGCAUCAUCAACGCGACCGGGCCGUUCACGGACAACAUCCGGAAGAUGGACGACCCGAACGUCAAAGAUAUCUGCUGCCCCUCCUCGGGUGUUCAUAUCGUGUUGCCGGGCUACUACAGCCCGGAGCACAUGGGCCUGCUGGACCCGGCGACGUCGGACGGGCGCGUGAUCUUCUUCCUGCCGUGGCUGAAGGGCACCAUCGCCGGCACCACCGACCUGCCGUGCGACGUGACCGCCAGCCCGCGGCCCACCGAGGACGAGAUCCUCUUCAUCCUGACCGAGGUCAAGAACUACCUGAACCCGGACGUGGAAGUGCGGCGCGGCGACGUGCUGUCGGCGUGGUCGGGCAUCCGGCCGCUGGUGUCGGACCCCAACAAGCCGGACACGCAGUCGCUGGCGCGCAACCACGUGGUGCACGUGGCGCGCUCCGGCCUCGUCACCGUCGCGGGCGGCAAGUGGACCACCUACCGCGCCAUGGCCGCCGAGACGAUCGACGCCGCCAUACGCAGUGCGGAUCUCAAGCCGCUGUACAGGGAGUGCCAGACGGACGGGUUCCUGAUAGAGGGCGCGCACGGCUGGACGCCGACGAUGUACAUCAGACUGGUGCAAGAUUUCGGAUUGGAAAUGGAGGUGGCGCAACACCUCGCGAAGUCGUACGGCGACCGAGCGUUCGCGGUGGCCAAGAUGGCCGCGAUGACCGGGAAGCGGUGGCCGAUCAUCGGGAAGAAGAUUCACCCCGAGUUUCCCUACAUCGACGCCGAGAUCCGGUACGGCGUGCGCGAGUACGCGUGCACGGCGGUGGACGUGCUGGCGCGGCGGCUGCGGCUGGCGUUCCUCAACGUGCAGGCGGCGGCCGAGGCGCUGCCCGCCGUCGCCGACAUCAUGGCCGAGGAGCUGCACUGGAGCGCCGCCGAGAAACAGAAACAAAUAAAAAUGGCGAGCGAGUUCCUGGCGAACGAGAUGGGCCAGAUGGUGAACCGCGCGAGCCGCGACAAGAUCCCGAUCAACCUUAGCAAGGACGAGAUCCAGACCUACAUUAAACGGUUCCAGAUAAUAGAUAAAGACAGGAAAGGCUUCGUCUCCAUCAACGACAUCAGGCGAAGUCUUAAGGUAUUUUUGAAAAACCACACCGUUCCCAUAGUCACAAUUUUUUUAUUUUAUUGAUUUGACGCGAAUGAGUCAAUAUUGUGGGUAAGGUAACGUUAAAACACGCCCCUAACUCUUAGGUAAUUUGACUAGGAUCGGCUUCCACCGUCUCUUUUAAUUCAUCGUUAUUCACCUGUGUAGACGGUCUUCCUCCUGGCUCGUUCUACAAGUCGAAGUUUCCAUCACGAAAGCGUUUAAACCAAAUCGCACGGUGCGUUCAUUAGCGGACCCCUCUCCAAACAACAUUGAUAUUGCGGCGUUACUUCCGCGUCGGUACUCGUAUUCAAAAAUCACUCGAAUUUUCGCAGUAUUCAAAGAUUUCUUAUAUAAGUUGAAUAAAAAAAAAAACAAUUGAAAGUCGAUAUUCAAAUCUUUCACAUUUUUUUUAAAGAGUUGUUAUGUCUAUGAUUUUCAUCAUAACAACAUAACACCAUGUGAAUAAAUUUUCUUUCGAAAAUCUCAAACCAUGAAGAUUCUAUGUCAAUUUAAGGAACCAAUUACAAUAAAAUGGCAAAUUCAUACUCUAGCAACACCU
Molecule: messenger RNA, 2815 nt
Organism: Diatraea saccharalis (sugarcane borer)
Lineage: Eukaryota; Metazoa; Arthropoda; Insecta; Lepidoptera; Crambidae
Source: the annotation of a GenBank genome assembly